AUGCUUCACCAAGGAGACUCAGUGGUAAUUAACUGCACAAUAUUCAGUGAGAUGAAAACAGAGGAUUUCAGAGUUUCCUGGUUCAAAGUAGCUGAGGAUGAUUCCCAUCCAGGAGUCAUUUACACCGACAUGAACAGGAGCCGUAACUGUGAGAGGGGCUGUAGCUACAGACUAGCCAGGACCAACCUCAGCCUCACAGACACUGGAACAUACUACUGUGCUAUUUCCACAUGCGGCAAGAUACUGUUUGGAAACGGAACAGUCCUAAACAUCAGGGAGCCCGUGAAUCCCCUUGUGUAUGGUCUGAGUGUUGCAGUGGGACUGUGUGCAAUUCUCAUACUAAUAUUCAUCAUCUCCAAGAAAAGUAAAUGCUCUAAAGACCAGGAUAUGAAUGUGGACAUGAUGAAUUAUGCAGCGCUGAAUUUCUCUGACACAUGGACUACAAGAGGGAGGAAGAAGAGAGAGCUGCAACAGGACACUGUGUACACUGGAGUUAAUUAUUCUUGCUUUGAGAGGCUGGUCCUGGACCAUAUCAAGACCUGCUUACCAACCUCACUGGACCCCUUACAAUUCGCCUACCAUCAGAACAGGAGCACAGAGGAUGCCAUCUCUAUGGCACUUCAUUCUGCCCUGUCCCACCUUGACAAUAGCAACACCUGUACCAAAGAGGUCAUUGUGGAUUUCAGGAAGUCUAAAGCGAAUACACACAUCUCCAUUCUCAUCAACAGGACUGAGGUGGAAUGUGUCACCAACUUCAAGUUCCUGGGUGUCUACAUCUCUGAGGAUCUCUCUUGGACCUUUAAUACCUCUUCCCUGAUCAAGAAGGCUCACCAGCGUCUCUUCUUCCUGAAGAUACUAAAGAAGGUCCACCUGUCUCUUCAGAUCCUGGUGGACUUAUAG
This is a messenger RNA of Sardina pilchardus (European sardine), 900 nucleotides long. RefSeq lists its product as uncharacterized. Gene Ontology annotation, biological process: response to bacterium. Lineage: Eukaryota; Metazoa; Chordata; Actinopteri; Clupeiformes; Clupeidae. The coding region runs from base 1 to 900 and encodes 299 amino acids. The transcript has 5 exons. Gene Ontology annotation, molecular function: methyltransferase activity; 2-oxoglutarate-dependent dioxygenase activity. The record is from RefSeq and is a predicted model, not a curated record.